AUGGCUCACGCCUCCUUAACCACCCGAUCUCUGUCGCUUAAACUAUCUGCCAACGGCUGUUUCAGCUUCAAAGAGCCAGUCCCCAGCUUAAGCGCCAUCUAUGGUUGUGUGCGGCAGAGCCGCCACGCGAAGAAACAUGUGCGGGCAUCUUCUGGCGGACGGGUUCCGCUCAGCUACACACAGCAACACCAGCACAAAAGCCUCAUAAGGUUGCCACCUCGGGCAGUCACGAUAUGGUCAAGACACAAAUCCGAAUUACCAGUUAGUGCCAUCCCUUACUCGGAGCUCACCAUCGGUAUUCCGGCAGAGACUUUCGAAGGUGAACGACGCGUCGCGGUUGCUCCGCAGAAUAUUCCUCUGCUAUUAAAGAAAGGCUUCUCCCGUGUCCUCGUUGAACGUGGUGCUGGCAAUGAAGCCGAAUUUACGGACGAGGUCUAUGAGCAUGUCGGCGCCACUUUGGUGGACCGCCAGACCGUCUGGUCAGAGAGCAACAUUCUCCUCAAGGUUCGGCCACCAAACAUUGAGUCUGAAGUUCCCAACAUCAAAGAAGGGACCACCUUGAUCUCUUUCAUUCAGCCAAUGCAAAACAGACCGCUCGUCGAAGCGCUUGCGUCUCGCCGUGUGACAGCUUUCGCCAUGGACAUGAUCCCCAGAAUAUCCCGUGCGCAGGCUUUCGACGCAUUGAGCUCAAUGGCAAACAUUGCUGGUUACAAAGCCGUGCUGGAGGCAUCGAACCACUACGGUCGGUUCCUGACUGGUCAGGUCACCGCUGCAGGAAAGAUUCCCCCUUCGAAGGUACUGGUCAUUGGAGCUGGUGUUGCUGGCUUGAGUGCUAUCACGACCGCACGCCGACUUGGUGCUAUUGUGCGCGGCUUCGACACCCGCUCUGCCGCUCGUGAACAGGUACAAUCCCUAGGCGCUGAUUUUCUGGAAGUCAGCGUCAAGGAAGAAGGCGGCUCUGCUGGUGGCUACAGCAAGGAAAUGUCCAAGGAGUUCAUCGAGGCGGAGAUGAAACUAUUCAUGGAGCAAUGCCAGGAAGUGGACAUCGUGAUCACCACUGCUGCCAUUCCAGGAAAACCUUCGCCAAAGCUCAUCACGGAGAAAAUGGUGAGUGCCAUGAAACCCGGCUCCGUGAUUGUCGACCUGGCAGCAGAAGGUGGUGGAAAUUGCGAAGUCACGCAACCCGGCAAGCUCAUUGUGCACAACCAUGUCACCAUCAUUGGAUACAAGGAUUUCCCGUCCCGCCUGCCUACGCAAUCUGCCAGUCUGUACUCGAACAACAUCGCCAAGUUUCUUCUAUCCAUGGCUCCCAAGGAGAACUCGUUCGGUAUUGACCUGGAGGAUGAGGUCGUCCGAGGCUCCAUUGUCACGCACAACGGUGAAAUCAUUCCUCCUGCUCCACGGCCUGCUCCUCCUCCAACUCCUCAGCAGCAACAUCACGAGGAGCCUAAGCCUGUCGAAUUGACUCCGUGGCAAGCCCAAACUCGUCAAGCCGCCGCAGUCACUGCUGGUAUGGGCGGGGCUCUUGCACUCGGCAAGCUCACCUCCCCCUUGUUCAUGGGAAGCGCAUUCACUGCGGGACUUGCAGGUUUAAUUGGCUAUCGGUCAGUCUGGGGCGUCAUUCCCGCGCUCCAUUCACCUUUGAUGAGCGUCACGAACGCCAUUUCCGGCAUCGUGGGUGUGGGUGGCUUCUUCAUCAUGGGUGGAGGCUACUUGCCCGAGACUAUCCCGCAAGCAAUGGGUGCAUUGUCAGUCCUGCUCGCUUUCGUCAAUGUUUCCGGCGGGUUCGUCAUCACCAAGCGCAUGUUGGAUAUGUUCAAGCGUCCGACGGAUCCGCCUGAAUAUCCGUGGCUAUAUGCCAUUCCCGGUGCGCUAUUCGGAGGCGGCUUUAUUGUGGCGGCGAGCACAGGUAUGGCUGGGCUUGUGCAAGCAGGAUAUCUAGUCAGCAGUCUUCUGUGUAUUGGAUCCAUUCAAGGUCUCGCUUCUCAAGCAACAGCUCGCAGAGGCAAUCUACUUGGAAUUCUGGGCGUCCUUGCAGGCAUCAUUGCCUCCCUGGGCGCAGUGGGCUUCUCGCCCGAGGUCAUGGCUCAAUUUGGCGCAAUUGCAACCAUCGGUGGUAUUGUUGGUGCUUUGAUCGGUCGACGUAUCACUCCCACCGACCUUCCUCAGACAGUCGCGGCUUUGCAUUCGGUCGUCGGUCUUGCUGCUGUUCUCACCAGCAUUGGCAGCGUGCUGACUGACGUCUCGGAUAUUUCGACACUACAUAUGGUCACGGCGUACCUGGGUGUUUUAAUCGGUGGCGUCACAUUCACAGGCUCGUUAGUCGCGUUCAUGAAACUUGCAGGCCGGAUGUCAUCCAGACCCACGAUACUUCCAGGUCGUCAUAUUAUCAACUCUAGUCUGUUAGCUGCCAAUGCAGGCACGAUGGGAGCGUUUGUGACCAUGGCUCCGGGUGCGCCCGCCGUAGCUGCGGUGUGUUUGUCCGCAAAUACCGCACUCAGCUUCAUACAGGGUUAUACCACCACAGCCGCUAUCGGAGGCGCAGACAUGCCCGUGGUCAUCACAGUUUUGAACGCCUACUCGGGCUUUGCGCUUGUUGCGGAAGGAUUCAUGCUAGACAACCCCUUAUUACUGACAGUGGGCUCUCUGAUCGGCGUGAGCGGUUCCAUUCUUUCGUACAUCAUGUGCGUGGCAAUGAACCGGUCCCUCACGAACGUUCUCUUCGGCGGUAUCGCGGCCAUACCGCAGGACGCGGGCAAGGAAAUCACCGGCACUGUCACCAAAACCACGGUGGAAGAAACUGUCGAUGCCUUGGCGUCGGCGGAAUCCGUCAUCAUUGUGGUGGGAUACGGUAUGGCCGUGGCCAAGGCGCAAUACGCCAUCGCCGAGAUGGUGGCCCUUUUACGCUCCAAAGGCGUCCGGGUGCGAUUCGCGAUCCAUCCGGUUGCUGGAAGAAUGCCGGGCCAGUGCAACGUGCUCUUGGCCGAGGCAAGUGUGCCAUACGACAUUGUGCUUGAGAUGGACGAGAUCAACGAAGAUUUCCCCGAAACGGAUCUGACCUUGGUGAUUGGCGCCAAUGACACAGUCAAUCCGAUUGCCCUUGAACCCGGGAGUCCCAUUGCAGGAAUGCCAGUGUUGCACGCCUGGAAGAGUAAGACCGUGGUGGUCAUGAAGAGAGGCAUGAGUAGUGGAUAUGCCGACGUUCCAAACCCGAUGUUCUACAUGCCCGGCACGAGGAUGCUGUUUGGCGACGCGAAGCAGACCUGCGAUGCUCUCAAGGCGGCGCUCGAGACGCGGUACAAGGCCCAGUUCCACGUGUAA
Cladophialophora yegresii CBS 114405 is the source of this 3321-nucleotide messenger RNA. RefSeq lists its product as uncharacterized. Gene Ontology annotation, cellular component: mitochondrial inner membrane. Lineage: Eukaryota; Fungi; Ascomycota; Eurotiomycetes; Chaetothyriales; Herpotrichiellaceae. The transcript has 5 exons. The record is from RefSeq and is a predicted model, not a curated record. The coding region runs from base 1 to 3321 and encodes 1106 amino acids. Gene Ontology annotation, molecular function: NAD binding; NADP binding. Gene Ontology annotation, biological process: proton transmembrane transport; NADPH regeneration.